This is a messenger RNA of Astyanax mexicanus (Mexican tetra), 5396 nucleotides long. RefSeq names its product NACHT, LRR and PYD domains-containing protein 3-like. NCBI's taxonomy places the organism in Eukaryota, Metazoa, Chordata, Actinopteri, Characiformes, Acestrorhamphidae. Gene Ontology annotation, molecular function: protein binding. Bases 292 to 4680 code for a protein of 1462 amino acids. The transcript is spliced from 19 exons. The record is from RefSeq and is a predicted model, not a curated record.
UAAUAUUUUCUAGAGCUGUAUACAUAGCUAAAUAUAAGCUAAAGUCUGCAGUGUAGCAAUAUUAAAUCAUUUAUUGCAGAUUUAUUGCAGUCCAAUAGAUCACAUCUAUAAAAAUGAUAAUGUGUUCAUGUCAGUCUGGACUUUGGCAUUUGACUGUCUGAAUGAACAUGAGAAAGUAAAUGUUACUAGAGUUAAAAAGACUCACUCUAAAUGGGAUAUAUUUUGGGAGGAGGAGAGGCACUUAUGGAAGAAACACAUGAUGUUAUGAAGUAAGACCGGAUUACAUGGAGGAUGGAAGCUUCUGCUCCAGCUUUCCCUGAUCAAGUCCAGACCAACAUCUCAGCUGAGUCAGGAGGAACCGUCUGCGCUCCUGUGCUCCUUGGAAAUCUUUUUCAAGGUCAAGUUGUAUUUAACAUACAAGCAGCUCAGGAAGAAUGCAGUCCUAACAUAAGCACAACUUGCUCUGUUGAUUCUCCUGGACCUGAUGAAGACCUGAUCCCUUUAUGUAAACAAAAACACAAAUCCAACUUGCUGAAGAAAUUCAAGAAAAUUCACGAGGGACUAUCCAGUCAAGAAAGCACAAUAAACCUGAAUGAGAUUUACACCGAGCUCUACAUCACAGAGGGAGGGAGUGGAGAGGUCAAUAACGAACAUGAGAUCAGACAGAUUGAGAUGUACAGGAGACAACCAACACAGGAGACACCCAUCAACUGCAAUGAUAUAUUUAAACAUUUACCAGAACAAGAGAAAAGUAUUAGGACUGUACUGACAAGAGGAGUUGCUGGAAUCGGAAAAACAGUGUCUGUGCAGAAGUUCAUUCUGGAUUGGGUUGAGGGAAAAGCAAAUCAAGAUGUCUGCUUCAUAUUUCCAAUGCCUUUUAGAGAGCUGAACUUGAUUAAGAGGAACCAGCUCAGUUUGAUGAGUCUUCUUCGUCGCUUUUUCCCAGAAACUGAAAAAAUAGCAUUAUUCAACGAUAAUGCUUUCAAAGUCUUAUUUGUCUUUGAUGGACUGGAUGAAUGUCGCCUUCCUCUGGAUUUCCAGAAUAAUGAGACGUUGUUUGAUGUAACAGAGUCAGCCUCCAUAGAUGUCCUGCUGACAAACCUCAUCAAGGGGAAUCUGCUUCCUUCUGCACUCAUCUGGAUUACAUCUCGACCAGCAGCAGCCAAUCAGGUCAUUCUUCAGUACAUUAAUCAGGUAACAGAGAUCCGAGGGUUUAGUGAUCCUCAGAAAGAGGAAUACUUCAGGAAAAGGAUCAGUAAUGAGAGUCUUGCUGAACAAAUCAUUACACACAUUAAAUCCUGCAGAAGCCUCUACAUCAUGUGCCACAUCCCAGUCUUCUGUUGGAUUGCAGCCACUGUUCUAGAAGAGAUGUUGAGAGAGAUGGAGAGUGGAGACAUUCCAAAAACGCUGACUCAAAUGUUCAUACACUUCCUGAACUUCCAGAUCAAACACAGAAGCCAGAAAUAUGAAGGAAAUUGCUACUUUGAUCUUCAUCGGACUAGAGAGAGAAUUCUGGCACUGGGAAAACUGGCUUUCCAACAGCUAGAAAAAGGCAACUUAAUCUUCUAUGCAGAAGAUCUGAAAGAGUGUGGUGUUGAUGCCACAGAAGGAUCUGUGAACUCAGGAAUGCACACACAAAUUUUCAGAAAGGAAUUUGAGCUCGAUCGAGUGUUCACCUUUGUGCAUCUGAGCAUUCAAGAGUUUCUUGCAGCUUUGUAUGCAUUUCUCUCCUUCAUCCUUAACAAUGAAAAUGUCUUGAAGGAUAAUAAAGACAUUGGAGUCCCUGAUCUGUUCCGAAAAUCAAACAUGACCGCAUUUCUCAAGACUGCUGUGAAAAAAGCCUUACAGAGUCAGAACGGACACCUGGACCUCUUCCUCCGAUUGCUUCUGGGCCUCUCAGUGGAGUCCAAUCAGACUCUCAUACGAGGCCUACUGACACAAAGAGCAAGCAGCUCUGACAACACAAAUGAAACAAUCAAGUACAUCAAGAAGAAGAUCAGAGAGAAUCCCUCUCCAGAGAAGUCCAUCAACCUGUUCCACUGCCUGAACGAACUGAAUGAUCAUUCUCUAGUGCAGGAAGUCCAAACCUACCUGAACAGGAAAGGUGACGAGCGCAUCCAGGGGGUUAAACUCUCGGCAGCUCAGUGGUCAGCUCUGGUGUUUGUGUUGCUGAACUCUGAAGAGGAGCUGGGUGACUUUGACCUGAGUAAAUAUCACGCGUCAGAGGAUUGUCAACUAAAGCUGUUACCUGUGGUCAGAGCAUCAAAGAAUGCAGUGCUGUCUGAGUGCAAUCUCACAGAGAAAAGCUGUGUAUCUCUUGCCUCAGCUCUCAGCUCUAACUCCUCAUGUCUGAGAGAGCUAAACCUCAGGGGCAAUAAACUUCAGGACUUAGGAGUGAAGCUGCUCUCUGCUGGCCUAGCAAGUCCCCACUGUAAACUGGAAAUACUGCGGCUGGGACAUUGCGGUAUCACAGAGGAAGGCUGUGUUGCUCUGGCUAAAGCUCUGACAUCAAAUCCUUCACAUCUAAGAGAGCUGAAUUUAAACAACAAUAAUCCAGGAGAGUCAGGAUUAAAGGAGCUGUUUGAUCUACUGAAGGAUCCCCACUGUCAAUUAGAGACACUACAGCUGUGUAACUGCUGUAUCAGAGAGCAAGACUGUGCAGCUCUGGGUAAAUCUUUAAAAUCAAACCCCUCGUCAACCCUGAAAAAUCUGAAUUUCAGCUGGAAUAAAAUAGGAGAUUUAGGACUAAAAUUUCUCUCUGAUUUACUGGAAGAGCCACACUGUAAAAUACAGGAACUGCAGCUGGAAUGCUGCAGUAUCACAGAGGAAGGCUGUGCUGCUCUGAUUAAAGCUCUGAAAUCGAACUCUUCAAAUCUGAGAAAACUGAAUCUGAUCUAUAAUCUACCAGCAGAGUUAGGAAUGAAGGAACUCUCUGAUCUACGGGACAAUCCACACUGUAAACUAGAAACACUGCAGCUGUGUGGUCCAUCCCAUCUCCAAGAUCUGAAUCUGAGUUUCAAGAAACUAGGGGACUCGGGAGUGCAGGUGCUCUGUGAUCUGUUGAAAGAUCCACACUGUAAAACGGAAAAACUACAGCUGUGUGAUUGUAAUCUCACUGAGAAGAGCUGUGCACAUCUCACCUCAGCUCUCAGCUCAAACUCCUCAAGUCUGAGAGAGUUGAUAUUAAGUAUAAAUAAAUUACAGGAUUCAGGAGUGAAGAUGCUCUCUGUUGGAUUAAUGAAUCCUCACUGUAAACUGGAGAAACUGAGGUUGUGGGAUUGUAGUCUUACAGACAAAAGCUGUGCUGCUUUGGCCUCAUUUUUCAGCACGAACUCCUCGAGUCUGAAAGAACUCACUUUAUGUGAAAAUGAGAAACUGCGAGAUACAGGAGUAAAGCUACUCUGUGCUGGACUGAGGAAUCCUCACUGUAAAUUGGAACAAUUAGAUCUGUUUAGCUGUAAUCUCACAGGGAAAAGCUGUGCAUUUCUGGCCUCUGCGCUGAGCUAUGAGUUCUCAAGUCUAAGAAAACUUAAUCUGGAUCACAAUGAAAUGGAGGAUUCAGGAGUGAAACUGCUUUUCUCUGCCCUGGAGAAUCCACACUGCAAACUAGAGCGGCUGAGCUUGAUUAACUGUUCUCUCACAGACGACUGCUGUGCUGCUCUGGCCUCUGCACUCAGCUCAAAGUUCUUAAGGUUGACAUUCCUAAACCUGAGUGCUAACUACCUGGGAGAUUCAGGAGUGAAGCUGCUAUCUUCUGGACUGGAGAAUCCAAACUGCAAAUUGGAAGCACUAUUGCUGACAUACUGCAUGUUUAGCAAAGAGAGCUGUGCUGCUCUGGUUUUUGCUCUGAAGUUAAACCCCUCACAUUUGAACACACUGAAUCUGAGCCGCAAUAAAAUAACCGACUCAGGAAUUAAGCUGCUGUCUGUUCUGUUGGAGGAUCCAUGCUGUAAACUGGAGAAACUAGUGCUUUAUACCUGCAAUAUCACAGAGAAAAGCUGUGCAGUUCUGGCUGCAGCUCUCAGCUCACAUUCUUCAAGUUUAAAAGAACUGGACCUCAGCAGAAAUGACCUUCGCGAUUCAGGAGUGAAGUUACUCUCCAAUGGACUAAAGAAUCAACACUGUAAACUGGAGACACUGAACCUGCAGAGGUGUAAUCUUACGAAAGAAAGCUGUACAGUUCUGGCCUCAGCUCUCAGUUCAAGUUCCUCAACUCUGAAAAGACUGGAUCUGAGUAAGAAUGAACUGCAGGACUCAGGAGUGAAGCUACUUUCUACUGGACUGGAAAAUCCUCACUGUAAACUGGAGAAACUUGAACUGAAGAGGUGUAAUCUUACAGAAGAAAGCUGUGCAGUUCUGGCCUCGGCUCUCAGCUCAAACUCCUCAAAUCUGAAAGAACUGGACCUGAGUAACAAUGAACUGCUGGAUUUAGGAGUGAAGCUGCUCUGUACUGGACUGGAAAAUCCUCACUGUAAACUGGAGAAACUAGAACUGGACUUCUGCAGUAUCACAGAAGAAGGCUGUGCUGCUCUAGCUAAAGCUCUGAAGUUAAACCUCUCAUCACGCUUGAGAGAACUGUCUUUAGUCUACAAUAAACCAGGAGAUUCAGGAGUGAAAGAGCUCUCUAAUCUACUGUAUGAUGGUCAAUGCAAAUUGGAACAACUAGACACCAGGCCAUAAUCUAAUUAAGACAGAACCUCUUUGUUCCACACAAAGAAAGCUGGAAAAUGAAAAUGAAAAAUAGUUCUCUGAUUUCACAGAUUCAUCAGAUUAUAUCAUGCUUUAAAUGUUCCUUACAAUUUCUCUGGAUUACAAACAAAUUAGCAAAUAGAAAUACUUUUCUGGGCUCUACCUGUAUCACAGAUAUAAACUGUCAUUAUGUUUCCCUGUAUGUACUUAUGUAUUUAUCUUUCUUCAGAACACAAUCCAGAACCCAUUGUUUACUAGCGCAUGAUAAGCCACAUUUGCCUAAAAUUCCACCAGCAAUACAUUAAAAUAUCUUAUUCAACAUCUUAUUUUUCAACAGGCAUAUUUGUGUUAUGUGUAUCAGGUGUGAAUAGAAGUGAUUUUAUAUAUGUAUGUCUUAUGGUUGUGUUAAAAUAACAAUUUAUUUAUUUGCAAAAUGUAUAAAACUUCAACCAAGGCAAAUUUUAAUAUGGUUAUCAAGUGUUUCUCUAUAGCACACAGGGUAUUUUAUAUCUGUAUGUUUUCUGGUUUUGUAACAAUAUCAAUUUGAAUUCUUUCCAAUAUUUAAAACAAUUCAAAUCUAUGGAAAGGCGAGGGACCAAACGUGGGGCUUUCCUUAUUGUGUUAAAAUGGAAAUUUAUUUCUUUCAAUGUAUUAAAUAGUUAUGUAUUUUUUUUUUAUCUGAAAUAAAAGUUGUAGUAUGUUUAUCA